AUGUUUAUAGUAAAUAUAGCACAACCAUUGAGACGCGAAAUGCAAUCCAAAAUGCUUAGUGUCAUCACGAGGAGUAUACGACCUCGUUCAUGCCAACUCCCACCGACUUACUACUUCUACCGACAAUUGCAUACUUCGCGCCCCGUGAGAUUUAACCAAAUAGUGGAGCAAUUUGUUGAUGAACUUAAAGAUGACAAUGACAAAGAUAAUAAGGGGAAAGAAAACAAUAGCAACAACGAAAAAGAAUCCGUAUUCGAUCGUUUUAAAUCUUUUCUUACAAAAUGUCUCGAGACAAUUGGUAUAACCAUUUCAUCAGUCGGGGUAUUGGGAUUGGCUGGGUUCUUGUACCAUCGAUUUUAUAAUGAUCAUGUAUUAUGGAAAAUGAAUCAAGCUUUUGAAAAAGGUGAUCCUUCUGCUCAGAUAAAGAUGCAUACAAGAACCCAUGAUGAUAGUAAUGACCAUUUUAUUAAUGCUCAUUGGGUCGAGCGACCACAACAAAAGUUACUUGAUGAAAUUAUCGCUGGGAAGAUUAUUGGCAGGUACUUUCUCAUCAUUGGCGAAAAGGGAACCGGUAAAACUUCGUUGAUAAUGGAGGCAAUGAAGAAAGUCGAUGGAUAUAACGUAACCAUUUUUGACGCACACGCAGAUCCGGAAAUUUUUCGUAUUCGAUUGGGAAAGGCAUUGAACUUCACUUUCAAUGAAGAUUACAUUGGUUCAUUGUUUUCAAUAAGAGGACCAAGGGAUACUACAGCUCUUUUGGAUAUUGAGCGUGCUUUUAGCAAAUUGGAGGAAUUGGCAAUUCAACGUGUAGGUAAGAUUAGGAGACCAUUGAUUAUGAUUAUCAAUAAUGCUCAUUUGAUUAAAGAGAACGAAGAAGGGGUCAAAUUGUUGGAGUUGUUGCAGCAAAAGGCCGAAUCUCUUAGUGGCCUGGGGUUGCUCACAAUGGUGUUCAAUAGUGAUGAUUAUUGGGUUUACGAGAAACUAAAACAGUUGGGAACAAGAUUGGAGUUGAUAAAUGUACGUGACUUCAAUCGUUAUGAGACCGUUAAUGCACUUAAAUUCAUCCGUCACCGAUAUUUCCCUCUGGACAAAGUUUUGAAAGAUGAUAUGUGUAAUGCAGUUUAUGAUUUAAUUGGUGGUCGUCCACAACAUAUAACUCAAGUGGCUCGUCACAAUGACAUCAUUAAAGCGUGCCAUGAGAUUAUUGAUCGAGAAAAGACGUGGUUUCUCAACCAAUGCGGAUUACUAGGCCUGGAUAUGGAUGAUGACGUGAUGGAAAGUGGAAAGUUUUCCAGUAGUGCCAUGUUACUCAUGAGAGAAUUUGUUGAAAUGGAUCGAAAUAGAAUGAAUACAUUGAUUACAAGUGAAAAGUCUCGAGAUUUUACUGAACAUCAGUUACCUGAAUUGCCCCUUUGGCGAGCGCGUCAAAUCAUGACAAGAGCUGAUUAUAUUCAACGAUAUGAUAACUUAAAUAUUUUCACCAUUGAUUCUGAGUCUCGCGUACGGGCAGAUUCAGUACCCAUGAUGCGAGCAUUUCAUGAAAUUGCGUCGCAGCCUCAUUUUGAUGUGUUGUUGGGAGAUACUAUUGACCGAGUUGGGGAUAUUGAAUCAUUAGGAAGGACAAGAGAGAUUGUAUUGAAGGAUUUAAAUUUGGGUAGUAAGUAUAUUUUGCAACGAAAUAAUGGUGAUGAAGUGGCAAUGACAAUGAUUAAAUCAGCUAAAGAAGCUGAUCUACACGGGGAUUUUGAUGAGUUUAAUGAAGAAGCAGAGAGUAAAGCUGGUGCGGAAAGAGGGGUUGAAGAGGGGGGACAGGAAGAAGAUCAUGUGGACGAAGACGAUUUGUAUUUGGAAGAGAUUAAUAGGAAAGAUUCACGAAAAUGGUGGAAAAAGAGGAUGCAAAAAUUUGAUCAGUUGUACUUACCGGAGAAGUAUCGACAUGGUCAUGAAGACGAUAUAGACUUGAAUCGAGUUGACGAGGAAUGA
Lodderomyces orthopsilosis Co 90-125 is the source of this 1983-nucleotide messenger RNA. RefSeq lists its product as uncharacterized. NCBI's taxonomy places the organism in Eukaryota, Fungi, Ascomycota, Pichiomycetes, Serinales, Debaryomycetaceae. Bases 1 to 1983 code for a protein of 660 amino acids. The transcript has a single exon. The record is from RefSeq and is a predicted model, not a curated record.